GUUUUAUUGUAAGAAAUGCAGAUAGACCAAGUGGAAGAUGAAAUAGCAUUGGCUCAUGCCUUAACUCUACUAUGUUUUCAGGGCCCCAAAAGAGUUGGGGAACUCUGGAAGUCUUCUGGGCUGGACUGGAAGAACUUCCUGUCCAAGAACGAAGACGUCCAUGACUUUGUACAGAAAAAGAAUCUAGGCUAUACAUUGGACGAGAGCCGAGCGUUACCUAGGAAACCCGAGCCUCUAACGAUGGACAGGAUACAGGACGAGCUGGAGAGAUUACUCAUGAAGGACAGGGCCGACAACGAGAAGAUUUUUGACUGGAUCGAGGCCAGCGUAGAUGAAGCCACGACGAAGGAACGAACAUUUAUCCGUGCCUUGAUGACAGCCGUGUGUAGAAGUGCAAUCACAGGUGAAGGUUCCAACCUGAGGUGCGACACCCAGGGUAUCCAGAAGAGAGUGGUUCUGUUGCAGAAGUACCUGGACAACGAGAGCACCAGAGAGCUACAGGCGCUCUUCGCACUACAGGCACUCAUGGUGCAACUGGACCAGCCGCCAAAUCUGCUUAGAAUGUUCUUUGACACACUUUACGACGAAGAUGUAAUAUCGGAGGACGCCUUCUAUGCCUGGGAGUCGAACACGGACCCAGCAGAGCAAGAGGGAAAGGGAGUCGCGUUGAAAUCCGUGACUGCCUUCUUCACAUGGUUAAGAGAAGCGGAGGAGGAAGAGACGGAUAGCUGAAACCCCCUUACACAGCCUCAACUGAUGCAUAUACAUAAAUCAGAUUAUUGAAACCCCGGUAUACGAGGCUGAGUGGAAUUAAAAUAGGGCUGCGUUAUCAUGGUCAGCUCUGACAACAAAACGAAAAGAAGCAUCCGUAAUUUAUUUUAUGUCUGAAGGGGGAAGAAAGAAAAAAAAAUGCAGUGUACGACGGAUAGAAAUGAAGAAAAAAUGAUGAUAAUGUAGUAAGAGGCCAUAGUUCCAGCUAAAAGCAGUAGAUUUCUAGCACUACUGAAAUGUAUCUUCCAAGUCCAAAUGAAUUCUGUUAGCUGGAAAUAUGGCCAAUCUAACCAUGCAGCAUUGUAGUUGGAAAGGAGAAGCAGCAAGAAAAAAAAAGAAUACAUGUGCUCUGACAAGCUUUGUAUAUGUACAUGCUCUUACAAUCAAAUUGACAAUUUUUCCUUUCUGCAGAGAAUAAAGAAUAAUUUAUUAUUGCAGAAGACUGACUAAGAUGUGCGACACCAACAUUUGUAUUCAAAGAACGCAAGUUCUGGUGUCUGCAAUGAAGUUCUCAGAAAGCAGUUCUGAGAAAAUGAAAUAAAGCAGUUGAAUGUGAUACGAUGUCGUCUCAAAAUCUCUGCUGUCAAUGUCCGACCGACCAAGGCGCAUUUCUGUAGGGCGAUGGAGUAGAAGACAUGCUUGCAAUCGGUCAGCUAUUCAAGAGCCUCGUGGGAGAUGUAGAAUGCGAUGACACGUUUUAUACGCUAAUGCUGACCAACUCUGUGCUUCCUAAGAAAAAAAGAAAGAAUUGAGGUGGAAAAAGAAGAUAUAGUCCACUUUUUGCAAAUCAGAAAAAGAAAGCAGCGAGCAAAGAAAAUGAUGACGAAAAACUGCAAUUUGUGUUUCCAACUCUUCCCGAAUCCCCCCAUCACAUGUUGUAAAGUUUCCUAAAGUUGUAAAUAAAUAAAACAUGAAG
Branchiostoma floridae (Florida lancelet) is the source of this 1687-nucleotide messenger RNA. RefSeq names its product eukaryotic translation initiation factor 4 gamma 3-like. The transcript has 5 exons. Bases 16 to 732 code for a protein of 238 amino acids. Gene Ontology annotation, cellular component: eukaryotic translation initiation factor 2B complex. The record is from RefSeq and is a predicted model, not a curated record. Lineage: Eukaryota; Metazoa; Chordata; Leptocardii; Amphioxiformes; Branchiostomatidae. Gene Ontology annotation, molecular function: translation initiation factor binding; guanyl-nucleotide exchange factor activity; translation initiation factor activity.